This is a messenger RNA of Stegostoma tigrinum, 1585 nucleotides long. RefSeq names its product carcinoembryonic antigen-related cell adhesion molecule 21. Lineage: Eukaryota; Metazoa; Chordata; Chondrichthyes; Orectolobiformes; Stegostomatidae. The record is from RefSeq and is a predicted model, not a curated record. The transcript has 8 exons. Bases 68 to 1348 code for a protein of 426 amino acids.
CUGCUCAUGUGACGUGCCUGGGAACAGGAAUCUGGAGAGUGUUUGUAUCAGAAGCACUUCUGCCAGGAUGGAGAGAGCUAGACUCAUCGCUUCUGUAGUGUGCUUGUUAAUAUCAUACGCUGAACCACAGCCUUUCAGUGUCCUUGUGUACAAGACAGAGGUGAAUGCAACAGUGGGUGAUACAGCCAUCCUCCCAGUGAGACCUUCCUCUCCAGUCUCGAGUGGCUUCUGGAAGUUUGACGGUGAGUCAAUCGUCCUCUGGACAGUCGAGCCCCCCAACCUCAACGUCGCCUACACCAAACGCAACGUGCUUCUCUUGGACAACACUUCCCUUCUCCUCUAUUCUGUGGCCCUCAAAGACACUGGAGAUUAUUGGGUGACAAUGGAUUCCCCCACUGGACAAGAGGCCAAAGCCAAGGUCACUUUGAAUGUAUUUCAAAAGUCUGCUCCUUUUACCAUCAGUGUCAAAAGCAGCAAGAUUAAUGUGGUUGCUGGGGACACAGUCAUCCUGUCUGUGAGCCCUUCAGAGGAGGUGAAGAAUGGGAGCUGGAUGUUUGGGGGGAAUGUAGUUGCCUGGUGGCGUGACACAUUCCCAGAGAUCAGCCCCGAUUACACCGGACGGGCAGCAAUAUCUUCCAAGACUUCUCUGAAACUAAAGUCUGUGAGCGCUUUGGACACUGGAGAAUAUGAUGUGACCAUGAGUACAGCAUCUGGCAACACAAGGACAGCUAAGGUUGAGCUGAAUGUCUACGAUAAACCACAGCCUCUCAGCGUCUCUCCAGUGCUCAGCAGCAUCAAUGCAGAAGCUGGAGCCAGUGUCAUCCUUUCUGUACGUAUAUCUGGGGAAGUGAAGAACGGAACCUGGAGCGCCAAUGGCUACACACUUUUCCAGUGGAACGGCACCAAUCAGAAUAUGUCACAGCACAAGUUCCACGAUAUGGACCUCUUACCAAAUGCCUCCCUCCUUCUAACCUCUGUUUACACUUACGGCUUCUCAGAGUUUACUAUCACUCUGGAGUCCCCCUCUGGUAGCAAAGCAUCAGCCAAUAUCACUCUUCAAGUAUUCAGCUUCUCUGCAGAUUGUACAGCCUACAAUAUUAGUCUGGCCAUUUCAAUUCUUCUGGUUUUGGUUUGCAUUUUCUUCAUUGGUAAGCACAUCUACGAGAAGCAACAAAGAGCUAUGGGUGAAAUCCAUGAUCUCCUGACUAUAUUCUGUAAAGGAUAUAGGGCCGGCCUGACGUUAAUGAUGACCUUGGCAUUCUGCUUCAUCAUUGCCUUUUCCAUCGUAAUAAACAAGCAUUGGUGUAGCCCCAGAUCCCGGCCAGCUCUAGACUUUAUUGCUGAAUAGUUUUAUCCAGAUACUUCGACAUGGGCCCUUUAACAGAGGGACACUGAGGGCUUUACCAACACAUCUCCGUACCCCAACCAAGCCAGAAACUACACUGAAACUGACAGAAAAAGCACAACCAGCUGUCCUAUCCAACAGUAUUAUCUCCCUUCACACAACAUCUUAAAGAAUGAUUCAAUUUUCAUCUUCUACAAACUUGUGGGGACCACUCAAUUAUUAAAGUCUAAUGGAAUCACA